AAGCUUAACAGCACUCUCACAACUUCCUCGUACAAGUCACAGACGCGUCGCCGUGCUCCUCAUCUUGAAGCACAUUCGCAAAAAAAUGGAAGCGGUUAGACCGAAAUGAGGAAUAAUUUCAGUUACGGGACUCUGGCAGAAGAAUCACUAUCUUGUUAAACUCAUCGUCGUAGGAGUACUUGGUUAAAGCGACGUCAUUGAUUGGGAGACCUUGCUGCACAUUUCAUCCAUGGGCUGCACUGACUUUCUUGGCUUCUGCGCCUUGGGAAAUGCGCAAGAACUUUCAAAGGACCUGUGAGAAAAGCUGAUGUUAUUCUUGCGCAACCUACCUUUUCACCCUUGCAGGACAUCACCAUGGGUUGUGUGGGCUCAAAGAAGGAUCGGGAGAAUCUUCGGAAGGGGAGCAGUGACAUGCAGAAAAGUGCACCGACAACCCACUACGUCAAAGAUCCCACAGCGGGAAAUUCUAAAGUUAGCAAAACGCCAUCCAGUGCAAAUAUAACAGAUGGAGACAACAUUGCUAUUGCACUUUAUGAUUAUGAUGCCAUUCAUGAUGGAGACCUUGGCUUCAAGAAGGGGGACAAACUUAACAUUUUGGAAGAAUCAGGGGAGUGGUGGCGAGCGGUGUUGAUCAGUACAGGUCAAGAAGGCUUCAUCCCCAGCAAUUAUGUUGGUAAAGAUACCCUGGAGGCAGAGGAGUGGUUUUUCAAGGGAGUGAGCAGGAGAGAUGCCGAGAGGCAGCUUCUGGCUCCUGGAAACAAAGUAGGAUCGUUUAUGAUCCGAGACAGUGAGUCCAACAAAGGAAGCUUCUCCCUGUCUGUCAGGGACACCGACUCAUCUGGUGACACUGUUAAACAUUAUAAGAUCCGUUUGCUGGACAAUGGAGGAUUUUACAUCUCUCCCCGGAUCACAUUCAGCACCCUGCAGGACCUGGUCAAGCAUUAUAAGAGUGAGUGUGACUUGGCUUUAUUUGAUGAACUAGACCUCAACGCAAAAGUCUUGUAUAUUUGUGAUUCAUCGCAUUGUGUGUGUUUUUUAUUCCCUCUAGAGCAAGGUGAUGGCCUUUGCCAACCCCUAACCAACCCUUGCCUGAGUCCUAAACCAGAGAAGCCCUGGGAGAAAGACGCCUGGGAAAUCCAAAGGUCAUCACUUAAACUGGAGAAAAAACUCGGUGCUGGCCAGUUUGGAGAUGUCUGGCUGGCGACAUACAACAAACACACCAAGGUAGCAGUGAAGACCAUGAAACCUGGGAGCAUGUCGGUAGAAGCCUUCAUGGCUGAGGCCAAUCUGAUGAAGACUUUACAGCAUGACAAACUGGUGCGACUCCAUGCUGUGGUCACCAAGGAAGAGCCCAUUUAUAUUAUCACUGAAUUAAUGGAAAAAGGUAGUUUAUUAGACUUCCUCAAGAGUGAUGAAGGCAGUCGCAUCCCACUUCCCAAGCUCAUCGACUUCUCUGCCCAGAUAGCGGAGGGUAUGGCCUUCAUUGAGCAGAGGAACUACAUCCACCGAGACUUGAGGGCCGCCAACAUUCUGGUCAAUAAAGCUUUAGUAUGCAAAAUCGCUGACUUUGGCCUCGCUCGCAUCAUUGAAGACAAUGAAUACACAGCAAGGGAAGGAGCAAGAUUUCCCAUUAAGUGGACAGCACCUGAAGCUAUCAACUACGGCUGUUUCACUAUUAAGUCAGAUGUCUGGUCUUUUGGCAUUUUGCUUACUGAGAUCAUCAGUUAUGGACGUACACCGUACCCAGGGAUGACAAACCCAGAGGUAAUCCGUUCGCUGGAGAAAGGCUAUCGAAUGCAGCGUCAGGACAGUUGUCCCAAGGAACUCUAUGACAUCAUGCUAGAGUGUUGGAAGAACAAACCAGAUAACCGUCCAACCUUUGAUUACCUAAAGAGUGUCCUGGAGGAUUUCUACACAGCCACGGAGAGCCAGUACCAGCAACAACCGUGACUCACAUUCUUCUUUUUUUUU
Syngnathus typhle (broad-nosed pipefish) is the source of this 1971-nucleotide messenger RNA. RefSeq names its product HCK proto-oncogene, Src family tyrosine kinase (gene hck). The transcript has 13 exons. Gene Ontology annotation, cellular component: extrinsic component of cytoplasmic side of plasma membrane. Gene Ontology annotation, molecular function: ATP binding; non-membrane spanning protein tyrosine kinase activity; signaling receptor binding. Lineage: Eukaryota; Metazoa; Chordata; Actinopteri; Syngnathiformes; Syngnathidae. The coding region runs from base 355 to 1950 and encodes 531 amino acids. The record is from RefSeq and is a predicted model, not a curated record. Gene Ontology annotation, biological process: cell surface receptor protein tyrosine kinase signaling pathway; innate immune response; protein phosphorylation.